AUGAUUAAAUACUUGUUUGUUUUAAUAUUACUUUAUUUGAGUUAGGCCAAGAGAAUCAAGCAAACCUAUCUAAUUAGAUCCCUUAGAGAUUGGCAUUACAUAUCAAAAUUCGGAGCAGAAACGGGAGAGGUAUUCUAUUCGCUAACAUUCCGAUUCAAGAAUGUAGAAGAGAAUGAUGAACGAACAAUUCCAAUAUAAUAUGAAUUAUUUUUAGAUGAAGAAUGGCCUAAUGCGAUAGAGAAGGCCGAGUGCGAUAGAAGCAAUGUGGCGAGAAGAAAGGAGACUAUAUAAGUCCCAGUUAACAGUGAGUUUGAAUUUAAAGGAAGUUUAACGGCUAAAGUCAGAGCUCAUCUAUGGUAUUUUGCAUUUAGUGAUUGUGAAAAAAUAUUAAGAAAUUCAUUUCCAGUUGAAAGCAAAGUUAAGUUAGAUGUGGAAUUGCACAUAACAAAUGUUGGAGGCACUGAAUUUACAUUAGAAUAGUUUGGAAUAUUAUAAAUUAUAGGGAUUAUAGCCUUAAUUGAUGUAAUAAUGUUAAUUUACAACGGGAAUCAAAUAUUAGAAAAAUAAAGAAAGUAUGAGGAAUUUAGUUUGCCAUUAUUUUUAUUGGUGAUCACUUUAUUAUUGGAAACUUUUUCCUAUUGUUUUUUAACUAUUCAUUUAUGGAUCUAUAGUGAGAAUGGGGCUGGAUCAUUAUUAUUAUAGGUGUUGUCUGUUAUUUUCUAGGUGGCAUCACAAUUUUCAUUAACAAUGAUUUUGGUUAUGCUGUCUUGGGGAUGGCAAAUAAACUUUAGUAAAUUUGACAAUUUUGAAUUAUUUAUACCAAUUUCAAUAUUGGUAGGGUUCUUCUAAAUUAUAAUUGUUGGUGUAAGUUUUAUAGAUUAUGAUGCUUAUUAUAAAGAUCAUUAAUAUGAAGGAUGGGUUGGAUGGCUUGCUGCUUUAAUUUACAUAGGAGAAUUCGUUUAUUUUAUGAAUGGUCUAGUUGACACUUACAACAAAUAGAAUACAAAAAUAUAAUAAUUCAUUUUAUUAUUGGGUUUGUACGGUGGAGUGUAUUUCAUCAGUUUCCCAGUUUUGUAGACUGUAAAUUUAUUUACGGCAAGAUAUGUGAGAUAUAAAGUAAUGGAGAUAGGAACUAUGUUGUUUAGAACCUCUGCGAUUUUAUUGCUUACUAGACUGUUUACUUCAAAAAAAUCGAUCUUUGCAUAGAUUUCAAUUGAGAAUAAGAGUUUCUUGGACAGGAAUAAGGAUGAGUGA
Molecule: messenger RNA, 1254 nt
Organism: Paramecium tetraurelia
Lineage: Eukaryota; Ciliophora; Oligohymenophorea; Peniculida; Parameciidae
Exons: 4
Biological process (GO): G protein-coupled receptor signaling pathway; response to pheromone
Source: RefSeq, a predicted model, not a curated record